Messenger RNA from Cephus cinctus (wheat stem sawfly), 1254 nucleotides. It is a transcript of the gene Rpi, whose product is annotated as ribose-5-phosphate isomerase. Gene Ontology annotation, molecular function: ribose-5-phosphate isomerase activity. The record is from RefSeq and is a predicted model, not a curated record. Gene Ontology annotation, biological process: D-ribose metabolic process; pentose-phosphate shunt, non-oxidative branch. The transcript is spliced from 6 exons. NCBI's taxonomy places the organism in Eukaryota, Metazoa, Arthropoda, Insecta, Hymenoptera, Cephidae. The coding region runs from base 139 to 939 and encodes 266 amino acids. Gene Ontology annotation, cellular component: intracellular membrane-bounded organelle.
GUCAAUAACGUGUUACUGCUUUGUGUCAUCGACUGUUAACUUUGUUUGAAUUUACCGCCGCGUUUUGUAAAGCAGUAGAGGGCGCUUGGCGACCAUUCACUCCUCUCGCUGAUUGGUCCAAUGAGCAACAGCUGACAGAUGAUGAUUUUGAAAACACUACUGGAUACUGGUACGCGUUUGGAUAUUAUCUCUGUGAGAAGAUUUAAUAAGAUUUUUCGGGAAUACUCGGGAACAAUGGGGCCACUUGAAAGUGCCAAGAAAGCUGCUGCGUACAAGGCGAUCGAUGAAUAUGUGAAGGAUAACAAUGUUAUCGGUAUUGGCAGUGGAUCUACCAUUAUAUAUGCUGUUCACAGACUCGCUGAACGCGUGAAAGAAGAAAAACUAAAUGUUGUAUGCAUUCCGACAUCAUUCCAAUCGCGUCAGCUAAUCGUCAAUCAUCGACUCACCUUAGGAGACUUAGAAACUCACCCGAAAUUGGACUGUGCCAUCGAUGGGGCUGACGAGGUAGAUUCUGAAUUGAAUCUCAUCAAAGGUGGCGGCGGAUGCUUGUUGCAAGAAAAGAUAAUCGCUUCCUGUGCUGAUCACUUUAUCGUUAUCGCUGAUUACACAAAAAAUUCUCAAAGACUUGGAGAACAAUAUAAGAAGGGUAUCCCGAUAGAAGUGGUGCCAAUGGCGUACGUUCCUAUACAACGCAGAAUUGAAGAUAAUUAUGGCGGAUCUCUAGAAAUCAGAAUGGCCAAAGCGAAAGCGGGUCCCGUUGUUACUGAUAAUGGCAAUUUCAUUUUGGACUGGCACUUUCCGCACGAGAUCACUGAUUGGAAUAAGGUCAAUACGGAAAUUCUACUCAUACCUGGAGUCGUGGAGACGGGACUUUUCAUAAAGAUGGCCAAAAAAGCCUUCUUUGGUAUGGCGGAUGGUAGCAUUAUGGAGCAAUCUUAGAAAUUAUUUAAAUUGAUAAACUGUUUAUCUUUUGAGAAGGUCUUGAAUAGAAGCAACGCAUCCUGAAUACGUUGUAUGAUUGAAUUAUCAGUUGUCCUGAAGACUGCAGAAAUACAUUUUUAGCAGUUUUCUAUCUUGCCAUAUCGCAAUAAGAGUUUGUAUUUUCGUAUGUCUGUUUUCUAUCACUUUCGUUAUUGCCAUCGUGCUAUACGUCCCGACGUUUAGUAAAAUUCUUAACAAUGGUUUAGAAAACUCUACAGACCUGGGUUUCAUGUAUUCAUAAUAUUUGUAAUAAAGAUCUAAAUAUGCUCAUCA